Messenger RNA from Girardinichthys multiradiatus, 1030 nucleotides. It is a transcript of the gene cfap161, whose product is annotated as cilia and flagella associated protein 161. The record is from RefSeq and is a predicted model, not a curated record. The coding region runs from base 69 to 932 and encodes 287 amino acids. Gene Ontology annotation, cellular component: motile cilium. Lineage: Eukaryota; Metazoa; Chordata; Actinopteri; Cyprinodontiformes; Goodeidae. The transcript has 8 exons. Gene Ontology annotation, biological process: cilium assembly.
CUUUAACUGAAGCUGUCGACGUCUGUUAGAUUAUUGGCGGAUAUAUUUAUUUACUUUUCCCAGUCAAAAUGGCUUGUAAGAGAAUAUUUCGGCCUAAAGUGAAAACAGGAAACUGGAAUGAAGACCUGGUCCUAGAGGAGGAAACAAUGAAACACUAUUUUGAAAAGAAGGAGAAGGGAGAACUUCUUGUCCAGAAAGUGGACUUCCUCAAACGAAACAUUUUGGAGCCGGUGAAUCUCUCUGUGCCAAACGAUGGACAGCUGCGUUUUGGGGAUGUAGUGAUGUUGGUGAAUGUGGGAGGAGAAAACAGGCAGCUCAGCGCUGUCGGCAUCAACGUCGAUGUCAACAGUCUCACGAAGACACCAUCGCCGGGCAUUCAGACACCAUGUGGGGUCAGCGCAGCAAGAGGUAUUCAGCCCUGCAUUCGCACUGCUUUUAUCAUCACCAGUGUUGAUGGCAGCCCUGAAGGAUCCAAUCUGCAUUUUGACCAAAGUUUUGCUCUGAGAACAACAGAUGGCUUUGCCAGAGGGCUUUACUUAACCAGUGAUCUACAAAGUUUCCAAAAGUGUGCAAAGAAGUCUGGGCUCCAAGAAGUGUAUCUGGAUAACAGCACAUGCUUCUUGUCAUGGUGGAGGAUAGUGCACUUUGACCCCCAGGAAAGACUUGAAUAUGAGGGUCAGCCAGUUCCCGCUAACGAGAAGGUGCUGAUCAUGCACUGCAAGACAAACCAAGCCCUUGCUGUUCUGGGUGAUCAGCUUCUUUGGACUGCUUACGGCAAAGAAUAUGAAGUCACAGCUCACACAUUCCUUGACUCCCAUAAAGCUGAACAAGAUGUCAAUCACUGGAUCCUGUGCACCUCUGAUCCUGCUGGGGACGGACUUGUUUUACUGAGACGCUUGCAGCCAGCAGCUAGCGACCAGCAGCUCACCUAGGCAUAUCCAGGCUUUUAAACCUACUGCAUCCAAUUUAUUUUAACACCAUUAACAAUUCCUGAAAUUCUCACAAAUAAAAACCAUCUUUUCUAACUGGA